AUGGCGAUUGAACAGCUUUUUACAAAAGGAGAUACGGAGUUGAAAGAAAAGGAUUAUUUAAGUGCAAUUGCGACUUAUACGGCAGCCUUGAAAGAACACCCAAAAUCGAUUCAAGCACUUUUAAAACGGUCAACUGCAUAUCAGAAAUUGAACAACUACGAAAAUGCAAAGAAGGAUGUCUCUGAUGCAUUCGUUAUUGCGGAACAGAAGGGCAAGCGGGCAGAGCUAGGAGCAUGUUACUUUAGAUUGGGUCUAAUUUAUUAUGCGGAAAAGAAUUACAAAGUUGCAUUGAAAAAUUUCGAAAAAUCGGCGGAAUUUGACUGUCCCGAAGCAACAGUUGAGUCAUGGAGAAAUAAAUGUGAAUAUGAUUUAAAAAAGAACCCCCCAGUCGAAGAUUCGGAGAACGAGGAAGACGAAGCUAUAUUGAAUAUCGAAUCGGGUAAGAACGAGGCUAAAGAUAUACAUGGAAAACCAUCUACAAAUAUCGAUGUGAUCAAUAACCAAGCUCCGUUAAAAGUCAAAAUUAGGGACGACUGGUACCAAACAAAUGAUUCGGUUAUCAUAACUAUAUAUGCCAAAAAUAUCAAAGAACCUGAGUUACAUGUCCAGUUUAAGCCAAAUCUGGUAAAUGUAUCGUUCCCAAGUUCCGCUACGUCGGAAUAUAACUACAACCUUGAACCAUUAUUUGCCGAAAUCGACCCACAACAUUCUACUUCUCGGAUCUAUUCUACUAAAUUAGAAAUCACGUUAAAAAAGAAAGAGCUCUGCAAGUGGUCCAGUUUGGAGGCAUCGGAAAAUAUUGCAGCAACUACAGUCUCGGAGCCUACGGACAAGAAUGAUACUACUAAGAAUACGGGGUUGGCAUACCCAUCUUCUUCAAAAAAAUCUAUCAAUUGGUCCGCAUUCAAAAUUAACGACGACGACGACAACGAAAAAUCAGAAAACGAGUUUUUUGCUCAAUUAUACAAAGAUACAGAUGAUGAUACUAGAAGAGCAAUGAUGAAAUCUUACGUCGAAUCAAACGGUACAGUUUUGACCACAAAUUGGGAGGAAGCGCAAAAUAAAAAAUAUGAAACCAGUCCACCUGAAGGAAUGGUCGAAAAGAAGUGGAAUCACAAAGAUUAA
This is a messenger RNA of Debaryomyces tyrocola, 1125 nucleotides long. NCBI's taxonomy places the organism in Eukaryota, Fungi, Ascomycota, Pichiomycetes, Serinales, Debaryomycetaceae. The record is from the annotation of a GenBank genome assembly.